Molecule: messenger RNA, 558 nt
Organism: Entamoeba invadens IP1
Lineage: Eukaryota; Evosea; Mastigamoebida; Endamoebidae
Exons: 1
Coding region: 1-558 (185 amino acids)
Source: RefSeq, a predicted model, not a curated record
AUGCCAAUCACCCACAAAGACCGGCAAUUCAACACCAAAAACAUCCACUUCAAAACGCGCGUUGCUCUAUCGCUUCAAGCUGAGAUACAAAACGUUGCGUUGAUGUUAUUAAGUCGGUACAUUGGAGUCUUUGUGAAAAGACCGUCUAAACAAGCAAAAAUCACAACACAGUUCCAAAGAGUUAAAAACCUCAUAAUUGGGGAUGAAGUCCUAGAUGUACAAAAAGUUGUGAAGGCACGGUGUCUCCUCUAUUCCACUUUAAUGGAGAAAGAAGGAGUAAAAGAAGAAACUAUUAAGAGAAGGAUGCAACCUUAUAAGCGCCGAGAAGUCGUCAAUUUGCUUUUAGACGUCCUCUUUGAGUUUGGCGUAGUCCUUCUUAAUGCAAGAGAUGAGAGUGAUGGAAUCCUUGGAAACGUCUGCUUCUACAAUUUCCACAACAAAACAAUAGUCUACAAUAUAGAACAAAUUAAAGAAGUUGGUAAAAUCGUUUCAAAUCGGAUAGCGAGUAUCGUGGCAUGUGAAAAUGUAUCUGCUCUCUCGCAAAUAGCUCUGUUUUAA